Molecule: messenger RNA, 1716 nt
Organism: Fonsecaea erecta
Lineage: Eukaryota; Fungi; Ascomycota; Eurotiomycetes; Chaetothyriales; Herpotrichiellaceae
Exons: 3
Coding region: 1-1716 (571 amino acids)
Source: RefSeq, a predicted model, not a curated record
AUGGGCCUCGACUCGGUGCAAUAUCUGUCUAGCUAUGGAUCACUGUCGAGUGUCCUCAGCUUCUCAGAGACGGCCGCAGUCUCCUUCAACUCACCGAAUACACCGUUAAUCCUGUGUGCAGACAAGCGGACGACAAGAGCUGAACCACGCGAGGUCCGCAGAAGUGCGCGCCUGAGAGAUGUCCUACAGUCCGAAGCUAGCGGCCGGAGAAAUGAAUGGGGAACUGGCUUGUCGUCGGAUGACACCUCGCGGGAUCUAGUGCAACCCGUAAAGUCCAAACGCAAGCGAGCUCAGGAGGCCCCGGCUGCCUCAAUUCCCACGCAAUGUCCACCCGCCGCAAAGCGACCUCGAAAGGCGGCCUGGAGCACGGCAGAAUGCGAGGCAGAAGGAUCGGAACGGAAACUCGUCACAGGCGCCGCUGAUCCGCUCAGGAGCUGGGUACAGAAUCAGCAGUGGCCCCGUGAGUACUUUGAACCAGACGAUCAGGCGCGGGAAGAGCUUCAGGAACGCGACAGCUGGCUAGACGAUAUCAUGGCGCAGCCACCUAUUCCGGCCGUUCGAUACGUGGAAAGAAAUGGGUUCAGAUAUCCACGCCCUGCUAAAAGAUCUGCUACAUCACUGCGCCGCAAGCGAUCGGGUUCGAGCCUCAACGAAUCUGGCGAUCAGAAGGAACCGGAGAGGGAGAGCAGGAGCACGUUAUAUCGAGAUGCACGCUAUGUGACGAUGCUGGAAACCAAAAGAAGCUUCAUGCGCGAUUUCGACCAUGAAGUCCCUCAAGCCACCACGGACAUCUGCCUCCAGCUACUCACUAACGACCAGAUGGUGCCUCAGAAUUCGUUGUUCACUGAUAACCGUUUUGGCAGAUUAUGCGGAAAAUUACACGACAAGAACGAAGCGAUAAUUAUUCAAGACCUCACUCACUUGAUUGUUCCAUCGGCGAUGAAUCUCGCCAUUCACAACGCACAUCUCGAUGUCUUGAUCGAAAGUGCAAAUGAAGUCUGGUUAAGUAGCAUACCGGUGGAGGGACCCUGGCCCCAGCCGGACUAUGCUGUUGGGUUCGACCGGUCCGCAUUCACAAACGAGCAACUGACAAAGCUCGGUCCGCUUGUUGGUGACGCCUUCGACACCUCAUUUUUCGUUGCGACCUCUCGGAUGUAUUUUCCAUUUCUUACCUGCGAGUUCAAGUGUGGCCCUGCGGCGCUGGACAUUGCUGAUCGGCAGAACGCUCAUAGCAUGACCAUUGCCGUGAGGAGCGUCGUUGAGCUCUACAAAGCCGUGAAGCGAGAAAAGGAGCUCGACCGCGAGAUCCUCGCCUUCUCAGUAUCCCACGACCACCGAUCGGUUCGGAUCUACGGUCACUACCCUGUGAUGGAGGGGGACGACGUUUCCUACUAUCGUCAUCCCGUCCAUGAAUUCAGCUUCAGGACAUCGGAGGGAAAAGAUAAGUGGACGGGGUAUAGGUUUACAAAAAAUGUCUAUGAUGCCUGGAUGCCGACCCACCUCAAACGAAUCUGCUCAGCAGUCGACCAGCUACCGUUGAGUCUUGACUUUGAAGGGUCUGAAGUGCCAUUCGAAGAGGCAACCGGUCUCACACACGAUAUGGAGAGGCUGCUGUCAGAAUCAUCUAGUGUCGACCAUGCUUCGCAAGACGAAGACGAGCCGAAGUCUGUUAUUUCACAAGCAGCUACCCCAAACACCUCUAUCUCCAGUGGGUAG